UGAAUUCUAACGUCGAGGUACAAUUUUUGUUUAUUUGUUUAUGUUCAAUUUAUAUAAAUUAUUUUUACAAGUGUUUUGAAUUACUAUGCUUUAGAAGGGUUAGAUAUUAUAUAAUAUAUAACAUAAUAUGGAAGCAUAAACGAUUCCACGAUGUCAGAUACAACCCCUUUUUAUGUUGAUCGAGCCAAAGCUGGUCGGGCUUCAUGUAAGGGCUGUAAAGGCAACUGUCCCAGUGGAGAAUUACGCUUGGCAAAAUUAGUUUUUAGCCCAUAUGGAGAAAAUCAACAAAUGAAAUCAUGGCACCAUAUAGAUUGCUUAAUGAAUGUUCUGUUAAAACAACGUCCGACAACAAAACGUAUAGAUUCAAUAGAUGACAUAGGAAACUGGGAAAACAUAACUAAAGAAGACCAAGAAUUUUUAUUGAAAAAAAUUAAUGAAAUGGAAAAAAUUUAUGCUGACAAAAAUAGCGGUAAAUAUACAGCAAAAGUGUUAAAAAAUGAAAGAUUGCAAAAAGCUCCCAGUUCUAGUACUAGUGAUUUUAAUACAGAUGAGAAAGUCGAUAUUGAUAUAGAAGACAAUAAAUUCUCCACCUUCUUUUCAUUGUGCCAAAAAAUAUCUAAAGUUGAUGCAUAUACGGAUAAAACUGCAGCAGUAAAUUAUUUUUUCACCAAAGGAUGUGAUGGACAAAAGUUUAAAGGAGAUGUUAUUCUGUGGUGUAAGCUGCUUUUGCCUCAAGUUUCUAAACGUGUUUAUAAUUUAAAAAGUAAGCAAUUAAUUAAACUAUUCUCUAGAAUUUUUCAUACAGAUCAUGAUGACAUGUUGACGCAUUUAGAGCAAGGAGAUGUUGCAGACACUAUUCAACAAUUCUUUACAAAGUCUAAUACUUUGAAACCUGCUUCAGAAAGUUUGUUAACAGUGCACAACAUUGAAGAUUUUCUUGAAGAACUUUCAAAAUUUACAAAAGAAGAGGAACAAAUAUAUCACUUUAAGAAAAUUGUAAAAAGGUGCACAAUAAAUGAUCUAAAAAUGCUAAUAAGAUUAAUUAAAGGAGAUUUGAGAAUUAAUGCCGGACCAAAGCACAUUCUAGAAGGUGUACAUCCUGAUGCUUAUAAUGUUUUUCAAACAUCUCGUGAUUUGGACAUGGUAUUAAAUAGAGUAUUACAGAGUAAUGAUGUAAAACAUAAGGAUGCAAUUCAGAAAAAUGUCCAAGCCAAAUUGAGUCUUAUGACUCCAGUCUUACCGAUGUUAGCUGAAGCUUGCAAGUCCGUUGAAAUGGCUAUGAAGAAAUGUCCUAAUGGUAUGUUUUCUGAGAUAAAAUAUGAUGGUGAACGAGUCCAAGUGCACAAAAAGGGAAAAGAGUUUAAGUAUUUCUCUCGUGCUCUAAAACCAGUUAUGGCUCACAAAGUCAGCCAUUUUAAGGACUACCUGCCACAAGCAUUCCCUAAAGGUGAUGAUUUGAUAUUAGAUGCGGAAGUAUUAAUGGUGGAUGUCAAUACAGGAAAGCCAUUACCGUUUGGUACAUUGGGCGUACAUAAACAAUCUGAGUUUAAAGAUGCUCAAGUUUGUUUGUAUGUUUUUGAUUGCUUAUAUUACAAUGGGGAAAUUUUAAUCGAUAGGCCAAUUAGAAAGAGACGUCAAAUAUUGCAUGAGAUUAUGGUUGAAGUUAGGAAUCAUGUUAUGUUUUCUGAGCAGCAGCUUAUAAACAAACCGUCUGAUUUAGCUAAUAUGAUUGCAAAGGUUUUACAGUUAGGUCUUGAAGGGCUUGUAUUAAAGGAUCUGGAAUCAACAUAUGAACCAGGCAAGAGACAUUGGUUGAAAGUUAAGAAAGAUUACUUGUUCGAUGGUGCAAUGGCAGACACUGCAGAUCUUGUGGUUCUUGGAGCUUGGUUUGGCACCGGUAAGAAAGGAGGUAUGAUGUCUGUUUUCUUAAUGGGUUGUUUAGACACACGUCGAAAUCGCUGGGUCACAGUGACAAAGGUUCAUACGGGACAUGAUGACAGUACUUUGGAAAGAUUGCAGAAAGAACUAAGUCCGCUAAUGGUAAAGAUAUCUCAAGAAUAUACAAAGGUGCCAUCCUGGCUUGACUGUAACAAAGGCAUGGUACCGGAUUUUGUGGCAAUGGAUCCUAAAAAACAACCUGUUUGGGAAAUUACUGGUACUGAGUUAACGAAAGCUAAUUUACACACAGCAGACGGUAUAUCAGUACGAUUUCCUAGAGUGACGCGAAUUCGUGAUGACAAAAAUUGGGAAUCCGCAACUAAUUUAGAUGAAUUAAAACAUUUGUAUAAAACGUCCAAAGAAAAAACUGACGUUUCACUCUUGAACAAAUUAGCAGCAACUGCAGGUGAUAGCUAUGAACCACCGACAAAGAAAAUCAAGCAAAGUCCAAUUAAACAAGAGAUUAAAACAAAAAAAGUUAAACAAAGUCCUAUUAAAAAUACAAAAAUGGAUAAAUUUAUCGUUAAAGAUUCCAAAGAGUCUAAAGAUAAAGUCAUAAAAGAGGAGCCAAAAUCAGAAGAAAAGAAAAGAAAGAAACCAAAAGAUGCAAACACCUCGUCUGAACAUGUAAAUACAACUAACGAAAGUUUCGAUGAAGUUGAAGAAAAGAAGUUUAAGAAACAACUUUUACCUGAAGAUCCUUUACCAGAUGCUUUUAAAAAUAAAAAACUAGGAUUUUAUCCGGAUUUUAUAAGCAUACCAGAAAAAGAAAGGACUUACUUUGAACGUCAUUGGAUAGCGUAUGGAGGGACUGUGGUAAAAGCAAUCAAAGCUAUGGACGUGGAUUUUAUCGUUCACAAUGAGGAUACGAUAAGUUUUAAGAAAAUGAAGAAACUACAAAAGAAUAUAGCCAACAAUGUUAGACAUGUCACUAAGAAUUGGUUAAUAAAAUGUAUUAAUAGUGUAAAGCUUUGUGACACAGUACAUUAUGCUGUUUACGUAGAACCUUCAAAUUAAAUAUGCCGUUAUCAUCGCUUGUGAAAUUAAGACGAUACAAGUGUCAUUUUUUUUCGCUUUCCUAAGGCAGACUAAUAAUGGACCACCAGAUGAAAAGUGGUCAAAACCGCUCAUGCCAUAUUACUUUUAAUGCACCGUCAUUCACUACUACAAACCGAAACAGAGCAAUAAAAAGUAGCAAUACUUUGUAUUGCAGUAGAAUAACAUACAAAUGGAAGAAACCUACCCAGACGUGCUUUUAUUUGUACCAGAUUGAUAUUUGGAGGUUAUUACAUAUAUCAUGUAUACUUUAAUACAGUAAUUGAUAUUAUUGUCAUUAAAUUUGUUGAAAUUUUACUUGUUUUUACUUCAUAUGAUAUGAUGGAACUGUGAUUUUUUUACCUACAGACCUCGAAUAUUAAAUUAUUUAAUUUGGUAGUUGUAACACUGAUUA
Nymphalis io (European peacock) is the source of this 3388-nucleotide messenger RNA. RefSeq names its product DNA ligase 3 (gene DNAlig3). The record is from RefSeq and is a predicted model, not a curated record. Lineage: Eukaryota; Metazoa; Arthropoda; Insecta; Lepidoptera; Nymphalidae. Gene Ontology annotation, biological process: lagging strand elongation; double-strand break repair via alternative nonhomologous end joining; mitochondrial DNA repair. Bases 151 to 2955 code for a protein of 934 amino acids. Gene Ontology annotation, molecular function: ATP binding; DNA ligase (ATP) activity; zinc ion binding. The transcript has 4 exons. Gene Ontology annotation, cellular component: DNA ligase III-XRCC1 complex.